UCUGUAAUGAGUCAGUUUAUAUUUCAUUAGCCAUCGAGUAAGAAAGUGCAUAUUAAAUUCUAAUAAUGAAACUGUUAUACACUGUUAUAAUAUGUUUUGUAAUACAGUUAUUCCUAAUAAAAUCAUUGCAAACCUCAUCUGCGGCCAAUAAGACAACAUUAAAGGAUAAGUUGCUGGAUUUCUAUGGCGAAGGAUUAAAUUCUAUAUCGGAAAGUUUUUUAUUGAAAGCAAAAGAUUUCUGCAAACAAUUGCUAAAGGACGAGAGAGUCCAGCAGGCCUCAACACCAAUUUUAAAAGAGUUUAAAAAGAAUUUAACCGAUUUUUUACACGAUUACCCUAAGUUUAAACAUUAUGGUUUAGUAAAUCCCUUGGCUAUACAUUUUGAUGAGAAAUUGCUAGUACCCUUAAAUCGCAGCAAGGAUUUACAAUAUAUUUGGGAGUUAAUGCGAAAAAAGGGUUAUGAUGGCCUAAAUAUGGACUAUGAUAUGGAAUAUGUGAAAUUUAUUGAACAAAAUUUAUACCCAAAUUCGAAGAAUUAAAGGCCCAACUAUCGCCGCAAGAAUUAAGGCAAGAAGAUGAUUUAAUAAACUGGUUUAAAAAACUAAAAAUGUGUGGGGAUAAUGUGUGUAUCAAUGACGAAUUCAAUACCUUUGUUAUGCAGGAUCAGACACCAAAAGAGGAGCUACAUGAGUACAUUGACAUUAAACUUGAUAAACUAAAUAUGUUCUAUUGCAAUACCGCAUAUGAGAUACUACGAAACGUAUUAAAGGAUCCGAAAUUUAAACAAAUAAGUACUCCGCUUAUGCAAUACUUAACUAUAGAUAUCAAUGAAUUUACUAUGAAUUUUGAAAAUAACGAAGAUAUUGAUGAUUUGCAAACGGAGUUCAACAAUUUCAACAAAAAUAGUACAAAAAUAUUACUCUAAUACGGAAAUUCCUAACAAGGAUCAUAAAUUGAUAGUGGACAUUUUCAAUGCUCACGGCUAUGCGAAAUUUCUUUUAAAAUAUCAAAUUAAAUUUAAUAAUUUAAUUGACUACGAUCUUUCUAAUAAAA
This is a messenger RNA of Lucilia sericata (common green bottle fly), 1053 nucleotides long. RefSeq lists its product as uncharacterized. The coding region runs from base 66 to 539 and encodes 157 amino acids. The record is from RefSeq and is a predicted model, not a curated record. The transcript has 2 exons. Lineage: Eukaryota; Metazoa; Arthropoda; Insecta; Diptera; Calliphoridae.